AUGAAUACCUACGCGUUCACGGUCCCUGCGCGGAUCAAGGCCCAGGUAGUUCCUCAGGACGGUCUCGACAGGGCUGAAUUCGCGACGUGUUUGUCCUCGCUGCAGCGGAUCGCAGAGGUCAGACUGGUAGACGUGAUGCCGUGUGCCGGACUGUUCAAUCCGCAGGCGUAUCCCCAGGGCCACGUGAUGUACGACUUCACCACGGACGAUCAGGAUGUCUCGCAGCUGUUUCUGCUUGAUUUCGAGCCGUUUCGCAAAGUGUUUAAUACCAUAGGCAUUCUCAAAUGGACCGAGGAAUUGGACGACGGAAAACUAUCAUCUUUGCACAAAGAUCUCAAAUCCCAGCACCCAAGCUCUCUGGGCCACUACAGCCUUGUUUUUGGGGCUCCAAAGGACUACAAAAGCGCGGUGCCGAACGUUUUCGCGGUCCUCAGCGACUUGGCCAACAUCGAGACGGUGAUUUGCGACGUGACGUCUAGCUUUCUCGGAAACCUUUCUGUCUACGUCUCUGCGUACCAGCACGUGACUCUGAGGUCGCCUGGGAUUGCCAGUGGCAGCGUUGCGAACGGCACGGUGAAAAAGCGGAUCUCGACCUCUUUCGAGAGCCAGGACAAAAUCCGGGCCCACAGAAACAAGGGCCGGCGACAAAAACUGUAUGCGAAUUUCUACCUGCUGGCCGGCAACCUCAAGAGCGCGUUGGCCGAGUUUUGCGAGAGUAUUCUGAAUUUGCAGUAUGCUGGAGACUAUUUGUGGCUGGCGUCUGGCUUAGAAGGACUGGGCCUGUGCAUGGCGCUGUUGGUGAAGCUGGAGGCACCUUUCCAACUGCCGACGGAAAUUCUCGCACUGCUGGAUAACGUCAAAAAGACGACACAGUCGCCUAUCGUCUCUCCUCGGCCGUCCUUUCAGUCGGCAAACGGUUUCCCCACCCAGCCAUCAAGUGCCGUGUAUUCUGUCGAGGUGGUUGAAAAUCUCAUCAUCAAGGCGAUCAACAAGUCCUUUGCGUACUACAGACAGAGUUUGCAAACGCCCGAGGAUUACGCUCCGCAGAUAGUGCUAUGCGAGAGCAAUCUUCGAUAUAUCGACUAUCUGAGCUCCGUCAACGUCCACGACAGCGUGGAGCUUAUUUGCAGCAUCACGAGCGAUAUUUUCAACGAGCGAUUUGUGCAUCUCCCGCCUACACAGCGGUACCGGAUCUACAACUCCAUGAUUUACGUCUACGGCAGGCUGAACAUGAGGAGAAAACGAGCAUUUUUGAUCCGCGAGCUUCUGGAGCUUGUUCUAAAACACCAGCUGAUUGCAGAAGAGUCCUACGAUGGACAGCUGGAGGAACUGCUGGACUCUGUGUUGCAAAUAUAUGGAAUUGAUUGCCAGAAAACACCAAACCAGAUUCAGAAAAAAGUGCUCGUCUCAGUGUUCCGAUUCUGCCACCACAUCAAGUACCACAAGGGAGUCGCAAAGUACGGCUGUUUUUUGCUGCGCGACUUUCACGUGAUGCUAUCAGAAAACGAACAAUCGCAUAUAUUUGGCAUUCUGUGCCAGCUCAACCAGGUGUAUCCCUACUGGGACGACCAUCUCGUGCAAAACAUCAGUCUGUACCAGAAAGACAAGCUGAUCCAGGACGAACUGUGCGAGGCCGCUAUUGUGCUGCAGAACCCGUAUUUAUUUGAGCUGGAGGUGAAAAAUAUCAAGGUUGCAACCAACGGGUUCCCUGUUAAAACACAGCUGAAUUUGAAAAGCAAGGUCACGGGCACGUCCAAUACGUCGGUCACGCUAAAGCCGCACGCACUGACUACUGUCUCUGUGUUUGUGGUGCCUCUGAACCACGGAAACAUGGAAAUUACGGGUAUUUCCGCCGUGGUGAGCAAUUGCGAGGAGAGAACGUUCGAGUGGCUGGAAAAACAGCCGACAACGGCGAAAAACCCCGUCCCAGAGUACAAGCCCCGGUCGUUGACGGUACCGGUGCUCUAUGAACAGCCGCUGCUGAGUCUGGUGGACGUCAAGCUGCCCAAUCGCUGGAUCAUGCUACUGGAAGGUGAGUGCAAGCGGUUCGACAUCGUGAUGAAGAACGCGUCAAAUGUCGAGGUCAACCAGCUCACGACGAAGUUCCUGGACUCGACGAUCGAGCCGCUGAACCAGCUGCUCCAGAACAAAAACCUGCCGCCCAACGAGGUGUACGAGAUCGAGUACUACCUGAUCAAAAAAAACCGUUCAAAAUUCUGA
Ogataea parapolymorpha DL-1 is the source of this 2220-nucleotide messenger RNA. RefSeq names its product Transport protein particle subunit. Gene Ontology annotation, cellular component: trans-Golgi network. The coding region runs from base 1 to 2220 and encodes 739 amino acids. Lineage: Eukaryota; Fungi; Ascomycota; Pichiomycetes; Pichiales; Pichiaceae. The transcript has a single exon. The record is from RefSeq and is a predicted model, not a curated record.